This is a messenger RNA of Etheostoma cragini (Arkansas darter), 2416 nucleotides long. RefSeq names its product Krueppel-like factor 15. Gene Ontology annotation, biological process: regulation of transcription by RNA polymerase II. The coding region runs from base 186 to 1526 and encodes 446 amino acids. The transcript has 2 exons. Gene Ontology annotation, molecular function: RNA polymerase II cis-regulatory region sequence-specific DNA binding; DNA-binding transcription factor activity, RNA polymerase II-specific. The record is from RefSeq and is a predicted model, not a curated record. NCBI's taxonomy places the organism in Eukaryota, Metazoa, Chordata, Actinopteri, Perciformes, Percidae.
UGUAACCCUGCUGGUUUCCACCCCGAGAGAAAACACCGGGUGUUUCACUGUCUCACCAGAUUGGGAAGUGUGACCUUGGUGAACUGGGUUUUUCUGGCCUAAGAUUCCCAGCAGCACAAGGAAUAAUUAUCUUCCAAGUCAUCCUAAACUCAGACUCUGAGUCCAGCCAGAGACAGUAUCCAGGGAUGGUAGAUAACUGUCCACAGUCCUACCGGCUGUCUGACAUGGUGACAGACCUGAGCUCCUACCAGGUGAUGCCGUCACCGUUUUCAGAGGAUGACCUCAGCGAGUCGUCCAGCCCCCGUUCCUGUUCCAGCCCUGACUCCCAGGUGCUCAGCUCCAGCUAUGGCAGCAACUCCAGUGCUGAAAGCCAGGACAGCAUUCUGGAUCACCUGCUGUCCCAGGCGUCUUUAGGAGGUGCUAACUGUAUGCUGGCAGGGUCUGAGGCACCUAUAGCAUUAUCCACGUUCUUCUGGGACUCACGGAGAGAUGAGCCCCCCAAACGCGAGCCUGUAAAGAAGGAACAGUUUGACUUCCUGACCUGGUCCAAUGUGGAGACAGAGGAACAACUUGUAGGGUCCUUCCAGCCCACUCUGGAAGAGAUUGAAGAAUUCCUGGAGGAGAAUAUGGACGUGGUAACAAUGAAGCAGGAAAUCCGAGCGGGUUGUCAGGGGUUGGGAGUGGAACCGGAAGAGGCUCUUGGUCUAGAAGUUGGCUUGGAGUGGUGCACGGACACCUCCCUUGAGCCUAAGCUAGAGCCAGAGGCCACUUGUUCAGACCACCUGGCCAUGGCUGCCUCCAGCGAGACUAAAACUACAUCAGUUAACCACACGCAUGAGUCCAGCACAGGGUCCAAGAAGGCGUUAGUCAACAACACUCCAUCAGCAGACAGUGGUGGGAUGCCAGUCAUCCUACAGAUUCAGCCUCUCGAGAUCAAGCAGGAGCCCACAGUAGCACUUCUUACCCCAGUAGCCCAGCCUCCACCGCCUGCCCCAGCUUUAGACAUCAAAAUUGCCCAGCUAUUGGUCAACAUCCAAGGUCAGACCUUUGCCCUAGUGCCCCACAUCCUGCCCUCUCCCAGCCUUAACGUCUCCUCCAAGUUUGUCCGCAUUGCUCCCAUCCCCAUUGCAGCCAAGCCUCUUGGGCUCGGGGAUUGCUCAGCCAGCCAGGGCACAGGGGUGCUUGUUGGAGGUCAAAAGUUCCAGAAGAACCCAGUGGUGGACCUUAUCAAAAUGCACAAAUGCACAUUUCCCGGCUGCACCAAGAUGUACACCAAGAGCAGCCACCUGAAGGCCCACCUGAGGAGGCACACGGGGGAAAAGCCUUUUGCCUGCAGCUGGCAGGGCUGUGGAUGGAGGUUUUCCCGGUCAGACGAGCUGUCUCGUCAUCGGCGUUCCCACUCAGGUGUCAAACCUUACCAGUGUCUAGUUUGUGAAAAGAGGUUUGCCCGCAGUGACCACCUGUCAAAACACAUCAAAGUCCACAGAUUUCCACGAAACAGUCGGACAGUUCGCUCAGCCAACUGACGCCCCGCUGGGAUCCCUGGGAAUGCUGGGAUCACUAUGAUACAGAUACAGGCCAUGGAGGCAUGGUGCAAGUAUGCACUUAUGGGGGUGUGCGCAAAUCUUUGCACCACCAUCAUUGGUUCAGUUUGCAUAUGUGUAAGGAAAUCUGUACAGUCUGUGAUUGUUCUAAUUUAUUGUACAGGUAAACGGAGACAGUUCCCAUCAUGUCUGUAAGCAGCUGCUUUGGUACCCUGUACUCCUUACGUUUGUUCUUUCCUUCCUGUUGCCACAGCACAAGAUAAGAUGAGCUCAUUUUCAUUCAGGCAUUCCUGGCUUCUACCAGGAUCAAAACAACUGCCUUCCUAAAAACUGCCAGUGUCUUGGACAUUUCUCAUCUCAUGCAUUGUUGAGGACGUCAGAGGGAGUUACCUCGGAUCCUCAUAAGCUCCUAGAGUUACUGGUAGUUUCUCUUCCUGGGGUCCACAGAAGUUUCUCCUCUGGAGUUUUCUAUGAGAGCUUUGUCCUAGUUUUUGCUGCCGGGCACCACAGUUUGAUCGCAGAUGAAGAGUACCUUUACUAUUCAACUGGGCUUUGAUCCACAGAAGGAGAAACCUCAAGACCAACUACCUUUGUAAGCCUGCUGGGACAUGAGGAGAAUGGAAGAGAAACCCAAGAGAUCCAAAAGUAAAAUGCAACUAUUCUGGUCAGUGUUUAAUGAUCGUUGUUGUUUUAUGAAGCUGGGUCAUGUGUAUUUACUUGCUGGUUUUGAUAUGUAUCGCUGUUGCCUUACUGGACCUUGGAAUCCUUGUUUGAGAGCCACAUGGUUUGGGAAACCAGGCUUUUCAGUGAUCAUUAUUUUAAAAUGGUGUUACGUUUUUGUCAGCCUAGAAUCUCUGUUCCUAUGAUUUUGU